Telopea speciosissima is the source of this 1525-nucleotide messenger RNA. Its product is annotated as serine carboxypeptidase-like 18. Gene Ontology annotation, molecular function: serine-type carboxypeptidase activity; acyltransferase activity, transferring groups other than amino-acyl groups. Bases 1 to 1506 code for a protein of 501 amino acids. Gene Ontology annotation, biological process: secondary metabolic process; proteolysis. The record is from RefSeq and is a predicted model, not a curated record. The transcript has 15 exons. NCBI's taxonomy places the organism in Eukaryota, Viridiplantae, Streptophyta, Magnoliopsida, Proteales, Proteaceae.
AUGGACCUCCUGAACACAACAAACACCACACGAGGAGGAGGAGGAGGAGCAGGGAAUAAGCAGUGUAAUUGGUUGUAUUUCAUUAUUAAUGUGAUGAUGACGUUGGUUUUAGAGCUACAUCUAAUUUGGUCAUCAUUGCUACCCAUCUCCUACUCAGCUGCAAUCGUCACACAUCUUCCUGGCUUUCCAGGGCCUCUUCCCUUUCACUUGGAAACUGGGUACGUGGGUGUGGGCGGCGGGGAGUCGUCGGAGGAUGUGCAGCUGUUUUACUAUUUCAUUAAGUCGGAGAAGAAUCCAGAGAAGGACCCUCUUAUGCUUUGGCUCACGGGUGGCCCUGGUUGCUCCGCUUUGUCUGGCCUUCUAUUUGAGAUUGGUCCAUUUUUUUUCGUGGUUGAGGAGUACAAUGGAACCCUACCCAAACUCGUUCUGAAACCACACUCAUGGACCCAGGUGGCAAGCAUAAUCUUUAUAGACUCGCCUGUUGGAACUGGAUUCUCCUACUCUACAACCUCCCAAGGUUAUGAGACAGGCGACCUCAAAUCAUCGGAACAUCUAUACCAAUUCCUUACAAAGUGGAUGAUUAACCACCCAGAGUUUCUCAAUAAUCCAUUAUAUGUCGCUGGAGAUUCAUAUUCUGGCAAGAUCGUGCCACUUGUUAUUAAAGGAAUAGCAGAUGGUAAUGAAGCUGGUAAUGAACCAUUUAUCAAUAUUAAAGGAUAUAUACUGGGGAACCCAGUAACAGAUCAAGUUUUUGACAACAACAAGCAAGUGCAAUAUGCUCAUGGGAUGGGUCUUAUACCAGAUGAACUUUAUGAGUCUGUGAAGAAAAGUUGUGGAGGGAACUAUGUACAAAUAGAUCCCACCAACGUACAUUGCUGGAUGGAUAUGCUGUCAUUUUAUAAGUGUACUUUGGGAUUAAACCCUGGACAAAUUUUGGAACCUUUAUGUUUUUUUGCAUCCCCAAAACCCAAAGAGAUGGUGGUUGGAGCGGAUGGAAGAAGAUCUCUUAUUAGACAGAAAUCUAGCGAUUUCUUCACUCCACUACUCCCUAUUCCUCUAGUUGAGUGUAGGUCUUAUGCUUACUCUUUAGCACCGAACUGGGUGAAUGACAAUAGAGUCCGUAAUGCUCUCCACAUCAGAAAGGGAUCUAUUGGGAAAUGGGAAAGGUGUAGCUAUGGCCUACGUUAUUCAGUUGACAUCCAAAGCAGCAUUCAAUAUCAUGCAAAUCUCAGUGAGAAAGGUUUCCGAUCUUUAAUAUACAGUGGUGAUCAUGACAUGAUAGUCCCAUUCUUGGGCACUGAAGCAUGGAUCAAAUCUCUCAACUACUCUAUCCUUGAUGAAUGGAGGUCAUGGAUUGUUGAUGCUGAAAUAGCCGGAUAUACGAGGACCUAUUCCAACAGAAUGACAUUUGCGACAGUAAAGGGAGGAGGGCACACAGCUCCAGAGUACAAGCCCAAGGAAUGCUUUGCUAUGUUCAAGCGGUGGAUUUCCGAGGAACCUCUGUAACUGCAUUAACUCUCAGAGC